AACGCUUCGCUCGCAAGAGACGCAGUCGUUCAAAAGCCAUUGUCGUGAACGAUCCACGGUUGUUUGUUUUUAUUUACUUUUUCAUGCAGUCUAGUUUCUGAACCCUCUUACAGUCGUGUCGAGUGUUACAUUUUGCAAGUUAUCAUCACCAAUUGGGCUCUAAACGGCGACACAUUGAGCAAGUUUUACAAGCACCGAAAUAACACCAUCACAAGUGCCAAUGUAAAUUCCCAACCAAAGAAAAAAGCAAGAAACGAAUCCAAUGGAACAUCAUCCGUACCAUCGAGAAAUGAAUCCCGUUCGAUUAUCGUCCGUCAACAACAAACAUCACCACAGCCUGUCAAUGGCAUCCAUGGCGACACUAGCGGCAUCUGUUGGUCCGAUUUCGCCCCACCGACAUCAGCACAACAACAACAACAGCGUUCAUCAUCACCAUCCCCAGUUACCGGCAGUAAUUAGUCACCUGUGCGCCGGGUGCGGUCAUCUCAUCAAAGAUCGUUACCUCCUCCAGGCUUUGGAUUCCUAUUGGCACGAAGAUUGCCUCAAAUGCAGUUGUUGUGGUUGCCGUUUGGGUGAAGUCGGUUCCAAUCUCUUUACCAAGGCCAACUUGAUGCUGUGCAAACGAGACUACCUCAGGUUAUUUGGAGCGACGGGCAAUUGCGCCGCUUGCUGUAAACCCAUUCCUGCGUUCGAGAUGGUCAUGAGAGCCAAAACCAACGUCUACCAUCUCGACUGUUUCGCUUGCCAGCAGUGCCAUCAGAGGUUUUGUGUGGGCGAUCGGUUUUACCUGUGCGACAACCAAAUCCUUUGCGAAUACGAUUACGAAGAACGGCUCGUCUUCGCCAAUGCCUCAUCAUCGGCUUGUGUUAGCCAGCCAAUCAGUAGUCGAUCGGGACAUGAACCCAAUAGACAAACGACAACAGAUGAUUCCAAUCAAACAACCCGAAUUGCCUGGACCAAUUCGGCUUUUGUCGAAACUCGUCCCGAAGCUUCAUCAUCAUCUUCCGCCUCGCUAGAUGGCAGCACUGGACAACAUGUCUCCAAAGAUCAGCCGAGAUUUCAACAAGAUUCUUCUCCCGCAGGGCUUCAACAGCAUCAGGUGGUGGAACACGACGCCUCGUCCAGCGGUUACGGCAGUCCCGAUUCUGGAGGACUCAUCGAUGAAGGAUGAAAAUUUUGACGUGCUAUCGUCAUAUCAACAUUUCAUUAAGUAUUAGUCAAUUUUGUACAUUCGUGCUCUAUGAUUUCUUUAUUUGCAUUGAUGGCAUCAGUGUUUUCAUUCUCUAGAGCGCGCAUUUUUUUUUGAACAUUUGAUUCAUCAAUGUAUUAUUUGUUCUUGUUACACCAAAUAAAGAAGUGUUGCGUCAA
This is a messenger RNA of Daphnia magna, 1368 nucleotides long. RefSeq names its product LIM/homeobox protein Awh. Gene Ontology annotation, cellular component: nucleus. The record is from RefSeq and is a predicted model, not a curated record. The transcript has 4 exons. The coding region runs from base 263 to 1171 and encodes 302 amino acids. Gene Ontology annotation, biological process: positive regulation of transcription by RNA polymerase II. Lineage: Eukaryota; Metazoa; Arthropoda; Branchiopoda; Diplostraca; Daphniidae. Gene Ontology annotation, molecular function: transcription coactivator activity; DNA-binding transcription factor binding.